This is a messenger RNA of Juglans regia (Persian walnut), 2276 nucleotides long. Its product is annotated as multidrug resistance protein 2. Gene Ontology annotation, cellular component: membrane. NCBI's taxonomy places the organism in Eukaryota, Viridiplantae, Streptophyta, Magnoliopsida, Fagales, Juglandaceae. The coding region runs from base 133 to 1617 and encodes 494 amino acids. Gene Ontology annotation, molecular function: transmembrane transporter activity. Gene Ontology annotation, biological process: transmembrane transport. The transcript has 4 exons. The record is from RefSeq and is a predicted model, not a curated record.
UUUUGAGCAAAUUCCCGAUGAGUCCCGGGGCGUUCAGUGUUUUGGACAGCGCAAGUUGGCAUGGUAGAUCCGCUAUAGAUGCCGGGGAUGACCUGUUGUCCCAGUUUUUUAGGUUCCGAGGAUUCUUGAUUCAUGGACAUCAAUCGGGUCACCUCAAGAUUUGGUGCUCGUCUUCCAUCCAAACCUCUGCUUCCCAGACGAUUGGAAACUAUGAAAAGAAGAAAGAUUUUUGGGGUUUCUCUGUCUCUCAUUCUUAUAAACAUGGCUGCCAUAAUGGAGCGUGCUGACGAGAAUCUCCUCCCAGCUGUUUACAAAGAAGUCAGUGAAGCUUUCAGUGCUGGGCCAUCUGACUUGGGCUAUCUUACAUUUAUAAGGAACCUCGUGCAGGGCCUUGCAUCACCCUUGGCAGGUGUACUAGUUAUAAACUACGAUCGCCCUACAGUUCUUGCAAUGGGCACUUUCUUCUGGGCCGUAUCAACUGCUGCAGUGGGUGCGAGUCAACAAUUUUUUCAAGUUGCAUUCUGGAGAGCAAUAAAUGGCUUUGGUUUGGCCAUUGUGAUACCAGCACUCCAGUCCUUCAUUGCUGAUAGCUAUACAGAUGGAGUGAGGGGAGCAGGAUUUGGGCUGCUAAGCCUUGUUGGUACUUUAGGUGGCAUCGGAGGUGGUGUUCUAGCAACAAUUAUGGCUGGUCAGCAGUACUGGGGCAUGCCUGGAUGGCGUGUAGCCUUUGUCAUGAUGGCAAUCUUGAGUUCACUAAUUGGGUGGCUUGUUUUCUUGUUUGUGGUAGACCCUAGAAAAAUAGCCAGUGUUGCUCAUUGUACCAGCGAUGAUGAAGAAAGGACUGAUUUGGUAGAUAAGGGCAAUGCUAGUACUGCAGCUUCAAUUUGGCUGGAGUCUUGGAUGGCAAUGAAAACUGUUAUGAAAGUGAAAACAUUUCAAAUCAUUGUGUUGCAGGGCAUUGUUGGGUCACUACCAUGGACUGCCAUGGUGUUCUUCACUAUGUGGUUUGAACUAAUUGGUUUUGAUCAUAAUAGUGCAGCAACCCUUUUAAGUAUUUUUGCUGUUGGAUGUGCUACGGGGUCCCUCCUUGGUGGAUUAAUAGCUGAUCGAAUAUCACAAAUCUACCCCAACUCUGGUCGUAUCAUGUGUGCGCAGUUUAGCGCCUUCAUGGGCAUCCCAUUCUCAUGGUUCCUUCUUACAGUAAUCCCCCAAUUAGUAGGCAGCUAUUUCACCUUUGCUGCAACUCUCUUUCUAAUGGGACUAACCAUCAGCUGGAAUGCCACUGCUGCAAAUGGCCCUAUGUUUGCUGAGGUGGUACCUUCUAAGCACCGGACCAUGAUUUAUGCAUUUGAUCGAGCUUUUGAAGGAUCAUUCUCUUCUGUUGCCGCUCCCUUGGUAGGUAUUCUUUCAGAGAAGAUAUAUGGCUAUGAUUCAAAAUCUGUGGAUCCAGUUUCAGGGUCUGCAAAGGAGGCUCUGGCAUUGUCCAAGGGACUUAUCAUGAUGAUGGCUAUUCCAUUUGGAUUGUGUUGCUUGUUUUACACACCUCUGUAUCAUACUUUUAGGCGGGACCGUGAAAAUGCAAGAUUGGCUACUUCGAAAGAGGAACAAAUGACUUAAGAAGCAUUGCUUUGGAUGCAGAAGUACUAAAUCAUGUGAAUAGACUGUAAGAUUCCAAGGACUUCAGAUUUUUAGGAUUAGGAAAUUUUCCCACGAAUCAGGUUUGAGUUUUUUCACUUAAAAUGAACUAUGUACGAGAGGAUUGAACAACCGAAUAUUCUGACCAUGGUUUUUGGAAGUUCUGAAAAAUGAUCCUUCUUUUGAAAAAAAGUUGGCAAAGGUGAAGUUUCUUGUUCAUACAGAUUCCGUGAAUCUGAGAUGGUGACACUUCUCAUCCGGUGUUGUCCAACUAGGACUAUCUCCUGCACUUGGGUCGGCUAGCACGGGAAAGAUAACUAGAUAGGUUGAAUUACAUCUACAAGGCUCAUUAGGGAACAUUCAAACUCAAUCUUACAUUCCUAAAGGCACUUUGCUCUGAUAUUUCUGCAAUUUUAGCUUAUUCUGAUAAUACUAUGCAACAAUAAUCUAUCUGUGCAGCUGUCAGGGCAUACAUGUUUUGGAGGUCAAAAAAUAGCUUUUGCGAAGAUGGUUUCUUCCAAAUUUUGGUUCCGAAAUUAUGUAUGAUACUUGAAUUUAGUUUUUAAAGUUCUAGAAAUAUUGCAUUUUUUUCUCGUUAUUACGUACGGCCAUCGUUUUGUGAACGAUGGUUAUUGAUGUAA